AUGGCAGAGCUAACCCUUCAUUUGGCCAAGAUGCCUCGAAGACCCGCUAGUGAAGACACUUUCACUAGAUCUCUUUUGAGUGCAAUAAAUCCCAACAAUUGCUAUGCUAGGAAUUCAGAUCUCCCGUUACCACACUUGGAGCUAGGAGCGUUACCCAAGGACAACCGCAGGAUUUCAUACCGGGAAAUUGGAAUGCCAGAGGCUCCACAAGUUUACUCUACAGCCAAGACAGAAGUCUUGAGAAGGACCUUGAACGAUAGUUCCAACGUCAAACAUGUAUUUGAAGCACUUUUCAAGCAACUGGACGCUGUUUACAACGCCGAUAGCGCACCGCAGUUUACCAUUGGUAACCUACGAAAGAUGUGUCGCCAAAUCGAGCGUAGUCCAACAUUGAACCUAAAUUUGACUCUUCUAGAGCUUCAAGUUGUUAAACGCAGACUUCGACAUUUGGAACCUAAAAUUUGUACGAAGAGUCAAACGCAUUUGUUCUUGCUAGAUCAGCGGUUUAAGAUUGUGUGUUUGUCCAAGGCAACUUGUGACCACUACAACUCGAUGGCAUUCCUAACAUUUUCAGACCACGAAGCCGCGAAGAAAUUUGCGAGUUCUUUCGAUGGUAAGCUUAUCAUGGGUGGUCGUAAGAUCAAGAUCUCCUUUGCUACUCAGGACUCGCUGGUCGGUGGGUACUUGCUUAGCGGCAAACGGGGCGUCGAUAGACUACUGUCAAGAAAGGCCCAUAAAGAACCAACCUUAGGCCUCAAGACUGGCACCGACAAAAACCAAUCGAAACGUCAAAUGCGAAGACUACGACACAAACUAGCACUCAAAGGCCUAGAUGCUUCUGUCAUUCAAGAGAUGGUCCACAAAGCUGUUCAGGAUCGCAUUUCAUCGUCCGCAGCGAAUACGCCACAAUCGGAACUGAAGACCAAGUCGCCGGAACCACGAGAUAACAAGAAAAAAAGAGCCGUUGCUGAAGUGGCAAUAAACCCACCCAAUAAAGUUCUGCUGGUGCAAAACCUGCCUCCUGGCGCUCAAACAGAUGACAUUUCAUCUAUUUUCGCUGCCGACGGGUUUAUCGAGGUACGGCUUGUUGGCGUGAGAAAUUUGGCCUUUGUCGAGUACGCUAGUGCAUCGCAUGCUUCCAAUGUGGUAAGUAAGCUGGGCUCAUCGUAUAAGUGGGAUGGCUCCACGAUCUCGAUAGGCUUUGCGAAGUAA
Molecule: messenger RNA, 1212 nt
Organism: Lachancea lanzarotensis
Lineage: Eukaryota; Fungi; Ascomycota; Saccharomycetes; Saccharomycetales; Saccharomycetaceae
Gene: MUD1
Product: LALA0S03e05908g1_1
Exons: 2
Coding region: 1-1212 (403 amino acids)
Molecular function (GO): RNA binding
Source: RefSeq, a predicted model, not a curated record